AUGCGCACCCAUCCACGGCCGGUCAUUGACCCUCGUGUGGAUAAUGGUUUCCGCCCGGCUGAUCCCACUGUGGAGGCGAAGGACGUGGAAACUCGACUGUUACGCCUCAACAUCAUCGGGUCCCCGGUCAUUACAGAAGAUGAACUUGCCGAACGGAAAGCUCUUCGAGCUCGUUUCUUGGCUCCACAAGAAUUUCCGUUGGAACUAUAUCGCACUCGUCUGCGUGAUCAACGAGGUGGCUCUCGUGUACCCGCAAUUCGGACGAUACCUGUAGUGCUCGCACCUGGCGAAAGCGCUACAGAUGACGAAGCUGUAUGCCUUACAGUUGAGCCAGAAGGAAGUGGACGUGCGUGUGAAGCGACAUCUUCGAUUUGA
Plasmopara halstedii is the source of this 375-nucleotide messenger RNA. RefSeq lists its product as uncharacterized. The record is from RefSeq and is a predicted model, not a curated record. Bases 1 to 375 code for a protein of 124 amino acids. NCBI's taxonomy places the organism in Eukaryota, Oomycota, Peronosporomycetes, Peronosporales, Peronosporaceae. The transcript has a single exon.